ACUGAUAGAUGGCACUGACUGGCAUCACUGCUGGGCACUGACUGGCGGCACUGACUGGCACAACCCCUGGGCACUGACUGGUGGCACUGACUGGCAGCACUGCUGGGAUGCACUGGUGGGUGGCACUGGUGGGCAGCACUGGUGGGUGGGCACAGGUGGGUGCACUGCUGGGCACAGGUGGGCAGAACUUGCGGGUGGCACUGCUGGGCACCGAUCAUCAGGGCACUGAUCAUCAGUGCCCUGAUGAUCGGUGCCGAUCCCCACUCUGACAACUGCCGGUUCUUGGCAGUACUUUCCUCACGAUCUGACAGCGUGAGGAAAGUGCAGCCGAGAACCGGCACUUGCAU
Molecule: messenger RNA, 347 nt
Organism: Staurois parvus
Lineage: Eukaryota; Metazoa; Chordata; Amphibia; Anura; Ranidae
Source: the annotation of a GenBank genome assembly